Molecule: messenger RNA, 332 nt
Organism: Marasmius oreades (fairy-ring Marasmius)
Lineage: Eukaryota; Fungi; Basidiomycota; Agaricomycetes; Agaricales; Marasmiaceae
Exons: 3
Coding region: 9-287 (92 amino acids)
Source: RefSeq, a predicted model, not a curated record
AGCCCAUCAUGCCUCUUUUCUCUCGUCGCACUCAUCACACCACCCAUCGUACCACACCCAGACGCCGUCACUUCUGGCAUCGUGCCGAUAAAGAUCGGGUCGCAGGCGGAUACAAGGCCGCUCUGUCCAACCCACGCACGACCAGGGAUGGUCGGAAGCAUGCUAAACAUGAACUGCGAAAGAUGGGUCGAAGCCCUCAUGUACCCUUCAUGACCAAGGUCAAGCGCACUUUGGGCAUCAGAAGCACUCCCCGUCGCCAUCAUCAUCAUACCACAGCCCGAUACUAACGGAGUCGGAAAUAGCAACUGUUGUAUAAUUUCGAUGUAUACCAC